AUGUCACAAGACGCAGCGACACAUCUCUCAAAUAUUGCAAAAGCGAACGGAAUUGAAGUUCCCUCGACUCCCCGGGACAAAACCAAGGUUGAUCCGUUUUCCUUGUUCGAGCGAGUUUUGCAGAGACCAAGCGGCGCAGAGUUAGCUGCCAAUACAGAACGACUUUCUGCUUUAGCAAAAGACUUCCGACAAAAGCAAAAGGCUAUUCAAAGACAGAAACGGAAGGAACAAGGCAUGAAUCUUGUUAUUAUGGGGUGUCCGAUAUUGUUUGUAGCAGGACUGUGGUACUGGUUCUUGUGCAAAGAGUGGACUUGA
Molecule: messenger RNA, 315 nt
Organism: Fusarium venenatum
Lineage: Eukaryota; Fungi; Ascomycota; Sordariomycetes; Hypocreales; Nectriaceae
Source: RefSeq, a predicted model, not a curated record